GUAUUGUUUACAUCCGGUGCAUCGGAACAGCAUCUGCGUUUGUUUAGGAAGCUGGACCUAGCUAAAUUUAUACAUCUGUUUUAUCUAAAGUUUUUUUUUUUUACAGAUCGGAAAGGUAUCUGGCUAAAUAACAUCAGAAAUGACUGAGGAUGUGCAAAAGCACUCUGUGCACACGCUCGUGUUCAGGUCCCUCAAGAGAACUCAUGAUAUGUUUGUGGCUGACCAUGCCAAACCAGUCUCUUUGGAUGAAACAAGUCACAAGGUGAAGAUGGCAGCGAAGCUCAGGGCAGACUACAGUGCCGUUCUACACAUGCCCAUUCUGAAAGAGGGCAAGGACAGACCACUGGGCUCCAACAUGCCUGCCAAUCAGAACUAUGCCCAACCUGGUGAUGAUCCAGAGUACUUGAUCACUGGGACACACGCAUACCCCUCAGGACCUGGGGUGGCUCUGACGGCGGACACUCAGAUACAUAGGAACCCCAGUGAGGGGGGAGUUCACACCAUGGCUCUUGCCCUGCCGCCAUCACAAGCCAGGCUGGACGCCAGUCGCACAGCGGCCGGUGUCGGGGACAUUCACAGAAACGCAGGGGGGGCCGAGAGGUCUCCUGCUCCUCACUCACACGCUAUGUCUCUUUUGGAAGGAGGCGGCACCAAGAACUCGUCCCUCGUUGCCAGAAAAGCCCCCACUAUGCCCAAGCCCCAGUGGCACGCUCCAUGGAAGCUGUUUCGGGUCAUCAGUGGUCAUCUUGGCUGGGUGAGGUCCAUUGCCGUAGAGCCCGGCAACCAGUGGUUUGUGACAGGCGCUGGCGACAGAACCAUUAAGAUCUGGGACCUAGCCAGUGGGAAGCUAAAGCUCUCCCUAACGGGACACAUCAGCACAGUGCGCGGCGUGGCCGUGAGCACCCGGAGCCCCUACCUGUUCUCCUGCGGCGAGGACAAGCAGGUCAAGUGCUGGGAUCUGGAGUACAACAAGGUUAUCAGGCACUACCACGGCCACCUCAGCGCCGUGUACGACUUGGACCUGCACCCAACCAUCGACGUGCUGGUCACAUGCAGCCGAGAUGCCACAGCCAGGGUGUGGGAUAUCAGGAGCAAAGCCAACGUGCACACCCUGUCCGGACACACCAACACAGUGGCCACAGUCAGAUGCCAGGCCGCCGAACCGCAGAUCAUCACAGGGAGCCACGACUCUACCAUCAGGCUAUGGGAUCUGAUAGCUGGGAAGACCAGAGCCACUCUCACCAAUCACAAGAAGUCUGUCAGAGCACUGGCCCUACAUCCCAGACAGUAUACCUUAGCCUCUGGCUCUGCCGACAACAUCAAGCAGUGGACGUUCCCAGACGGCAACUUCAUCCAGAACCUCUCUGGACACAACGCCAUCAUCAACGCAAUGGCGGUCAACUCAGACGGCGUGCUGGUAUCAGGAGCUGACAACGGCACCAUUCACCUGUGGGACUGGCGGACCGGCUACAACUUCCAGCGUAUCCACGCCGCCGUGCAGCCCGGCUCACUGGACAGCGAAUCGGGGAUCUUCGCCUGCAUGUUCGACCACUCGGAGAGCAGGCUGAUCACGGCCGAGGCCGACAAGACCAUCAAGGUGUACAAAGAGGACGACACGGCGACCGAGGAAAGCCACCCAAUCAACUGGAAACCGGAAAUCCUCAAGAGGAAAAGAUUCUAGUUUUGCAACAAACAAAAAAAUACAUUAAUUCAUUUCUGUUCAUUUCUGUCAAUAUUCCCAUCAAUAGAACUCCCAUCAUUUUUUAAAGAAGAAUAUUCGCACAAAAACAAGUUGGCUUUUAUUUUUGCUGUAAUUUUGGGGGUUUUCAAUGUAGUCCUUAUUCUAAGUACCAUUUUGCCAUCUUCAAUGUACAAUGUUAGUCCAACAAAGCAGCCAUUUUGGACAGCCAAUAACCUUCCCGAAUGUUUGUUCUUGAUGAUGAAUGCUCUCUCAUAUCUCUGGUCCCUCUCGUCCACCAUGAGAAGCCACUUCUCAGCUCCGUAAGAGCUUGCCUUAGUGUACACAUAGUCCCCACUCGGGUCAAAUCUAGUAAAUGUGUGGAAAAUUCAAAGAUUUUCACAUCAUUAGAAAGGUUGACUUAUUUCUUUAUUUCAGAAACACCAACUGUAUAUACAAGAGAAACGUAAUUUGUUGUGCAAUCUGGUGUAUGAAAUAAAUCACUAUGAUUAACAGAACCAUAAAAAUAAAAAACCUGUUGCAUCUCA
Oncorhynchus keta (chum salmon) is the source of this 2226-nucleotide messenger RNA. RefSeq names its product pleiotropic regulator 1-like. The transcript is spliced from 15 exons. Gene Ontology annotation, cellular component: precatalytic spliceosome; catalytic step 2 spliceosome; Prp19 complex. The record is from RefSeq and is a predicted model, not a curated record. Lineage: Eukaryota; Metazoa; Chordata; Actinopteri; Salmoniformes; Salmonidae. Gene Ontology annotation, molecular function: protein binding. The coding region runs from base 140 to 1681 and encodes 513 amino acids. Gene Ontology annotation, biological process: mRNA splicing, via spliceosome.